UAAACACAACACAGAGGAUGGUGCAAAAUUUUUGGGUCUUACAAAGUUUAAGCAAAACACAAGAGAUCCUCAACAAUCUGUAAUCUUGAGUAGUGGCCAAACUCAGUCGGUUGCUUGCCACCGUUUCCUUCCGAAUGGGUUUCGUACAGCGGGCACUCUUCACCUGGUUUAUAUUGGUAGUUUUUCUUGCGGUAUUAUGCCUGCGGCUGGAGAAUCGCAUUUACUGGAACUGGUUUCUUGUGUUCAUUCCGCUGUGGCUGUACGACAUCAUCCUAGUGACGUGGGCCGUGAUCGAAAUCGUUCAACGACAGCACGCAAACCGGCUGGUGUCGCUGCACCGCUACAAGUACUACGUGGUCGGAAUUUUGCUCAAAAUUUUGUCCCAGAUUGCCAUCUGUCUGAGGCUCGAAUACAAAUGGAUGCCAAUGCUCGCGAUGAUGAUACCCAUCUGGAUGCUACUGGUCAUGCUGAUUGUGUUCGUCGGUACGCACUUGCAACCGAAGCCGCGGUCGAUUGGAUCGAACCGCAGCAACCGGCAGUCGGUGGCCGUUUCUUCAUGAGGGUAUUUGAAACUUCGCGUUUGCGAAAUCGAGCCAAGCGCUAUCGAGUAAUGAUGAUAAGCCAGCGGGAUAUCUUCAACAUAGGUAUUAGGGCAGCACUUUUCCGGUAACACGGAAGUUUGGUCAGCGAAAGCUGAGACUGCACCUCGAAAAGGUGAAAAUUGGCACAUUCAAACGUUUCUUGAUAGCAACAAUUAUUGUAAACACUGCUAGGUAAUUCAAAUUGUGUAGCACCGUUAGCUUAAGCUUAGACUAUAAUAAAUCUCAUUUUUAAAUGCCUUCCGG
Messenger RNA from Anopheles bellator, 845 nucleotides. RefSeq names its product transmembrane protein 60. The coding region runs from base 135 to 560 and encodes 141 amino acids. The transcript has 2 exons. NCBI's taxonomy places the organism in Eukaryota, Metazoa, Arthropoda, Insecta, Diptera, Culicidae. The record is from RefSeq and is a predicted model, not a curated record.